Molecule: messenger RNA, 13217 nt
Organism: Dinoponera quadriceps
Lineage: Eukaryota; Metazoa; Arthropoda; Insecta; Hymenoptera; Formicidae
Gene: btv
Product: cytoplasmic dynein 2 heavy chain 1
Exons: 47
Coding region: 1-12297 (4098 amino acids)
Biological process (GO): microtubule-based movement
Cellular component (GO): dynein complex
Molecular function (GO): minus-end-directed microtubule motor activity; dynein intermediate chain binding; dynein light intermediate chain binding
Source: RefSeq, a predicted model, not a curated record
AUGGUGGUCGCCGACAAACGCAGGUACCUCAUAGUCUCCACAGCGGGGCAUUUCUUCAGCGCGUCCGUGCGACAGGACGAGGAGGACGUCGAGGACCGUGAGAUCCUCGACCGGUUCUUGGAGCAGUCGUCAUGCAGGACACUGUGCGCCCGACCGAUCGAUGCGGAUCAAGACCAAGUGCGCUUGAAACUGAGCACGGAGCUGGCACCUGGCAAGAACACGCUGGUCUUCUUCAAGGUGACAGCGGCGGCGGUCACAGAGGAGAACUUUCACGACGUGGUGCAGGUGGCUUCGAUCGGCUGCGGGGACGGCUCGGUGCUGAUCGAGGGUCUCCGACAGGUAUGGGCGCCGACUCUCCGUUCGUCCGGCCUGAGCACGUCAUACUUGAAGAAGCUGGAGGAGAAACUGCUCAACUCUGGAUUCUCGAGCACCGUAGCCGAGGAGGAGGAAUUUUGGCGGCGGAGGCAGGACGAAGUGAAACGGUCGCACGAGAAGACGGUUUGCGAGGAAGCCGCUAAGUCCGUGAAGAACAUCCGGCUCGAACUCGAGAGCGCCGCGGUGUCGAGAGAUGGACUGUUCGCUGUAGAAGAGGCCUGCGAGGCCAUCUCCGUCUUCGUGGACGAUCUGUGGAAGCUAGGAGGACCGGCGUACACCGAGGAACGCAUGAAGUCGCUUCUCGAUGUAGUCGGGAAUGAAGUGGUCGAGCUGGUGCAGAAUUAUCUCGACGCGAUCGACACAACCGAUGCUCGUGCAAAGGACGAGACUAUCGCGCUCGGUGCGACAGUGUGCGACAAAUGGAUAAACGCCACGCAGAAGUUGACGGAGCUCUUCUGGCCGCAUCAUUCGCUUCACCCUUGGCGUGGACCGAUCUUCGUACCCGGAAGAUGCUCGAAGCUUGGCAAAAGACUCAGGCAAAUUUCUGGAUUGCGCGCACAGCAUCGCCAACUGAGCAGACUCCUAACGUCGAGCGAGCGAUCCGGCCUCGGUAUCGAGAAGCUGCUGCAAGCCUUCGAUGACACGAAAGUCGCGCUAGACGAUGAGGAACGUGACGACGAGUGGGGCCGGCUGAGACUGAAGAUCGAGGAAGGCUUGGUGCCGGCCGAGGAACGCGUCGCACAGAAGCUCAAGACUCAGAUCGCCGACGCUGACACCCCGAGUUCCUUGGUAACCGAAUUCGAGAGAUACAGCGAACUGAUGAAGAGGGAAGGUCUUAAAAGGGCCUUACGUGGAGAACGAGAAUCGCUGCUUUCUGCAUAUCGCGAUCUAAUCGAGAGUCGCUCGGCUGGCCCCGAUACGGAAAAUCUCCUGGACGCUCCUAGAGUGUUACAAGAGGUUCAAGCCGCUCGAUCCUCGGAGGUGCGAUUAGAGAGUCUGGCUAAAUUAGGAAAAGAGUUGCUCGCUGAUCUGCCGGGCUACGAAGACGUGGCGGCUCAGUUAUCCAGCGCGUUGAAGGACGUCGAGGAGAAGAAACGAGACUUAGUGGAGUCAUGGGUGAACAACACCAAGAACGAUAUAGCCAGGAAGGAGUUGAGUCUGGGCACUGAUUCGCCGGUGGUUGAACUUACCGGCACCAGCAUGAUGCGAGUGACCUACGAUCCUCGACUGAUGACCAUGAUCAGAGAAGCCAGAGCCCUGUCCGGCGAGGGUGUCGAGCUGCCGAGGGAGAUCAGAGAGCUGGUGGACAGAGCUGCGACUUUGGCCGGACGAGCCAGAGCUCUUCAGCAGAUCGCUACCUUCCACAACACGAUCGGCGAUCGAAUGGUGCCUUCUCAGAGACCGCUCAUGUUGGCGAUAGCCCUCGAAUUAGCGCGAGCCGUUCAGGAACAAUCGGGUGUCGUUUGGUCGGAUCCUCAUCUCGUCGACGUGUACACCACUCGCUUGAAGGAGUUGGUGGUGAAGUUUGCCCGACAAAACUCGGAACUGAUCUCGAAGCACUCCACGUUGCGGGACUACGUGUCGAACCUGUUGAAAGGCGAUGCUGUGCACCUAGUUGGGAAUCAGAGCAUCUGGAAGGAGACGCUGGCGAGCAUGAGGGCGAUCGUCGACGCGGUGGAUUCGGAAUACGGUAACGCGAAGGCUUGGAAGCUGCACUGGGAUCGACAACUUCUUAAGGCGCUGGGUGUAGCGUACAGGAGCGCUUUGCCGUCCAUGUCGAGGAAGCUGUCUGAGAUCCGAGUGGAGCUCACUUUUCGCGACGGGUCCUUGCAAUGGAGGCCGCCGCUCGAGGAUAUUCGCGCGAAGUUAUAUUCCGUUAUUCGCCGAUCGCUCUCCAUCCCGAUAAAUUUCAGAGGCGUCGGCGACAUAAGCGAUGCGCACUUCGGCGAUCUGGUGCAGAAGAACGCGUAUCUCUUCAGCGGCGUGUACAAGCAGAUUGAAAUCGCUCUGUCCACCCUCGAAUUCUUCAGAAUGAAGUGGCUGAAUUUAGCGACGCCCGCCAAUAUCGACGUGGGAGAACGACUGAAAGGCAAACCUCCUCAAGAAUGGGCGAGAGCCUUCAAAGAGGCCAAGCAAUGGGCUCAAGAGGUUGGAAAAUUGCGAGGUAGCGACGUGAAGAUCCUGUGCAUAUGCGUGGACACCGCGACGACGAGGAACGACUUGGAGACGGCGUCUCGUCAUUACUGGGAACGUCUGUGCUCCGAUUUAAGGGCGGAAGCGUCUUCGCGUCUGGUGGCCAUAGUGGAUUUCCUGUCCUUCGCGUCCAAAGAGCUGGAACGUAGACCACGUGAUGUGGAAGAGGUCGGAUUAGCUCACGAAGCUCACGCGCGCAUCGAGCAACAAUCGGCGGGCGUAGCUGAGGAGAUGGAGGCUGUUGCUGUCCUCGCCAAAGUUAUGGCUGCGUGGACCAGCGAGAAGCUAGACGGCGUGAACGCGGCUUACGCCGCUUGGCAGGAUCUGGGUGAUCGUUUAGAAAAGCACAAGGCCGUUAUGGUGCGACUAUUAGAAGACACCAAAGUGAACCUCCGUCACAAGGCGAUAGCGUUGAGAGACGAGAGGGAAAGAUGGCAGACCAAGUGGUCUACGAGGUCGGAAAAUAUGUCGCUCGAUUGGCUCCUAUCAAUGAAGGAACGUUGGGUUAAUCUAAACGAGCAAAUGGAUUCUUUGAAAGCGGAUUGCAAACGAAUAAAUUUGGAUCUCGAAAGCGUCCUGGAGGAUGACGAUAUUAAUCUGUCGCAAUUGGAGCGAGAAUUGGAGGCCGAGGAGUCGAAUCACAGGUUCCAAGCAGAGUUUCUGGAGGAGCUGAAGAAUCAGGAAAUCGAGGAGUGGGCCGUGGCUAGGAGGAGGUUACCGAGACUCCACGAUUGGCUUGACUCGUGGGAGAGCAAGAUCCGCUUGCAAGACAACGCGGAAGCCGACACCUUCGCCGGCAGGAAAAUAAACGAGGUUCGAUCUGCAAUCGAGUCUAUUCAGCUACUUCGGGGAGACGAGAUCGCCGAUGAGCAUUGGACCGAGCUAAUACCCAUCCUCCGUCUGAAAGUCGAGAAUCCACGGGAUAUCACUUUGGGUCAUUUGUUCGGCGCCACAAAGGCAUUAGCGGAAAACGAGGACCGUGUGAAAGAAAUAACGAAACGAGCGAUCGCGGAAUUAGGGAUUCGGCAAGCGUUGGUGGACCUGGAGAUCUGGGAAGGUACCGCAGCGCUUCCGUUGCAAGAGACAACCGACAGCAUGAACAUGACAAUCCAACUCGUCGGAGAUUAUGGCAGCCUCUUAGCGAAAACAGGUGAACUGAGACUCCUGCUGGAAGGAGCGAAAGGUACAUCAGGACACGAUAGGUUCGCGUCCCGAGUCGCACGCUGGGAGGCGGCUUUAACGGAACUCGAGGAGAGGAUCAAGGUGCUCAGCACCGUGCAGAGGAAGUGGGUCUACCUGGACCCGGUCUACGGAAGUGGCGCGGCUCCUAACGAUUCCGGACGAUGGUCCAGAGCUGACAAGGAAUUCAGACAUCUCAUAGGAGACGUAUCGCGGGAUCCUCGAGUGCCAUCCUUGAGGCGACUCCCGCUGCCUGCUUUAAUCAAUUUGAAGGAUCUGCUGGAUAGAUGCCAGAAAAGUCUGGAUGAAUUUUUAGAGGAGAAACGAGCGGCUUAUCCGAGAUUGUACUUCCUCAGCGACGAGGAUCUUUUCGAAUUGGUAUCGGCCAGCGGGAAAGGCUUAGAGACUCAUCUGCCGAAGUUGUAUCACGGCGUGGGUUCGGUAGUGAAGGAGAACAACACGUUGACGGCGAUUGUGUCGCCCGAGGGAGAAAUGUUGAAGUUACCGGAAGUCGUCGACCUCACGGAAUCUUUACCACAAUGGCUGAAUAGCCUCGAGAAAGGCAUGCAGAAGGCUCUCCGGCACAGUUUAGAGAAAUGCCUAAGCAGUUCCACACCUGACCCGUCUGUUUAUCCUACCCAAGUAUUAUUACUCUCGGAGCGAAUACGAUUCACCGAACGCUGCGAGCAAGCUUUGAAAGAGGGUCGUACGGCCUUGCAGAAGCUUGUGGAAUUUUUGGAGUCGCAACGAGCAAGGUACAGAGGAUUGGAAGACGCCGGUGACAAACUAACCGCGCUGAAAGCGCGCGGCCUUCUUCUGGACACCGUUCAUCACCUGCAAGUAGCCAGAACGUUGCUGAAGACCGUGGUAGCUGGCGAGAAUGCCGGUUGGAUGUGGUACAAGCAAUUGAGGAGUUACAAGACCAAUCAAGGUACGUACGUGGUACGAUGCGCCGGUGCGGAGUUACCUUACCGAUUCGAGUACCAAGGAGCAGCGAUCGGUUUGGUGAGGACUCCCUUGACGGAAAGGUGUUUCUUGGCUCUUACGCAAGCUAUGAAACUCGGCCUAGGCGGCAGUCCAACGGGUCCCGCUGGAACCGGGAAGACCGAAAGCGUCAAAGCGUUAGCGUCUGUUUUAGGCAGACUCGUCCUCGUCUUCAACUGUGAUGAGGGAAUGGAUACUGGCAGUAUGAAGCGUAUCUUAGGCGGACUGGCGCAGGCUGGUGCCUGGGGUUGCUUCGACGAAUUCAACCGUCUCGAGGAGGACACCCUGAGCGCGGUAGCUAUGUUGGUGAGGCCUCUUCAAGAGGCGAUACAGAACGGCUCGCCCGACAUCCUACUGGGCGAUCAGAGAAUCAAGCUGGAUCCUCACUGCUGCAUCUUCAUCACGAUGAAUCCAGCCGGGAGCGAGUACGGAGGCCGGCGCAAACUGCCGGAUUCCCUGGCGAGGCUGUUCAGACCGAUUAACAUGGCGCGUCCGGACAAAUCGGACAUCGUCAGGACUCUGCUGGAAUGCGCCGGGUUUUUAGAAGCUGCUACUCUUGGCAAACGGCUUGUAGAGGCCCUCGAGAUCGCCGAAACUAUGCUCUCCGAGCAGCCGCAUUACGAUUGGGGGCUCAGGUCGCUCAAGUCCGUGCUGGACGCGUUGCGCCCGGCCGCCGACGUCGACGAGACUACCAGGCUGCUCAUCUCGAUCAAGGCGUCCACGCUCCCGAAACUGACGGAGACGGACACGAUGAAGUUCAUGUCACUGCUGAGCGAUCUCUUCCCGAACGUUAAUCCUUCAUUAUCCGUCUCCACCGAGAGCGAGGACUUGGUCAACGCUUUGUCGAAGAUCUGCGAGGCUCGAGCCUUGACGAAAGAGAUCGCCAACAGGUGCGUUCAAUUGAACGACCUGUUGAGAAGCAGAACCGGCGUUGCUAUAGUCGGCCCGCCCGGCAGCGGGAAAACGUCGAUCAGGUCGUGCUUAGCCGAGGCGAUGGCGAAAGUCGGAGAACCCGUGCAGCAGAUUAUCGUUUAUCCAGGUGCGGUACCGAAGAGCACGUUAUUGGGUCACGUGAAUCCGCGGACGAGAGAAUGGAAGGAAGGUGUUUUGUCGAGCACGAUAACGUCGGCUGGAGACACCACGACCUGGAUCGUUUUCAACGGAGACGUUGAACCUGAAUGGGCGGAGGCUUUGAACUCUGCUCUGGAUGAUAAUCGAUUACUGACGUUGCCAAACGGAAUAGGAGUUCGACUUGGUAGCGGCACAAGGUUUAUUUUCGAGACUCACAAGCUAGCCGGUGCCAGCCCGGCUACUGUCUCGCGGUUGGGCGUUCUGCAUCUUGGAUCAACGAGAGCGACGUUCUUGUUGACGCCACGGCGAAUAGAACUACUCUCUUCGACGGCUGCGGAAGUUGCGAGCGCCCAUUUAUGCUCAUGCAUCGAUGAAACUCUCAAGAUCAAUGUCGAUGAGUCGUCUGCGUCUGGUCUGAUGGAUGCCGCGUUGUGUCAUCUGAGUAAGGCUCAGACGUUCACGCAAACCACCCAGGCUCUUCUGCUCUCAUUAUGCGGCCAAGUGAAAGAUCAAGAAUCCAGGAACAAUCUGGCGAAGUCCAUCUAUGGAUCGACCGAUAGUUGGUGUCCUGACCCACAAAAACCCAGCGCCGUCUUGUACGAUCAUGAAACUGACCGACUGGAGCCCUUCAACGAUAAGUAUGAAUCUAUCGACAGUGAUUACGGACCUGUCUCGAUUUCAGAUCUCAUCAGAAGAGCUUUGGCAGCCACUUUGCCAUGGAUAGAAGAGGGUCACCCGAUCAUGAUUCGUGGGCCCGAAGGCAGCGGAAAGAACACUUUAAUCAACGCUGCGUUGUGGACAAUUAAAAAUCACGAUAGCAUGACUGUGGUGAGAGCAUCAUCGCUUUACGGAUCUGACGAUCUUGUGGCGCGUGUGAAAAAGGCUUGUUUGCGCCUGGAGUCCUCCUCACAGGGUAGAACGUACAAACCAAAAAUUGGGAUUCGAGUGCUUCUCAUCUUGGAAGACAUGCAUCUCGCCGCUAAAGAUUUACAGGAAUUAGUGAGAGAGUUGCUUCAAGAGGAAGGAUUCCUCGAGGAGGAUCUUGAAUUCUCCAAAAUUUCUUUAACGAUCCUGUGCACCGCCGAUGUGAGCACUCGAUUACAUCCUAGACUUGAGGCUUUAUUCGCAACUUAUUAUCUAGAGUAUCCGAGUCAAAAGGAUAUCGCAGCGAUCCUCGAGCUUCAUUUAAGAAACUCCUUGAAGCAAGUUGACUCCAUCAUGGCGGAAUCUUGGAUCGCUCGAAUGAUGCCCAGUAUCUUGGAUGCUUUCCGAUUUGCCUGUUCCUCUCAGGAAUCUUCUAUUGCUUGGACGCUCAAGGAUAUCGUCUCCUGGGCUACGCGCUUGAAGUAUUAUCCUACCCCUGAAAACGAAGCGGACAUCACUCGUCAUUUAUUAGAUAUCGGGCAUCGGUUAUUCCGUGCAGGAUUAGCGCCCAAAACGCAGACACGGUGGGAGUCUCUGUUAUUGUCAAAGGAGUCCGAUGUGAAAGAUUUCGCCAACGAUUUAUUCGUGUGGAAGAACGCAAACGUCGGUCUGUAUCCUCUAAGUGAAGAACAAUGGCGGGAAGAAACAAUCAAUGUAGCAGCCAGAUGCGCCAGAGAAGGCCAACCGGUGGAGGCGCCGAUCUCGUCUUACCUCUUGGAAACUGUAGCUGGACUGAGCUGGGCUGUGGGCUGCAAUUUCCGCGGUAUGAUUCUCAUUGGACGACCUGGAGCGGGUCGGAGAUCGGCUGUUAAACUGGCUGCGACCUUCUCUUCCCUUCGACUGAUCGACUCGGGACCUGAACGCGGUAGAGUGGCGAUAAAAAGUGCCGUGCAAGCCGCAGGUAUCGAGAGCCAACCGACGUUGCUUCUGCUGGAGGAACACCACGCCAGGGAAGAGAGCUUAGCCGUGCUGGUGAGCGCUAUCGUAUCCAAGGGGGAAGUUCCGGGUCUCUUCACGGCGGAUGAACUCGACACGCUAGUCGCACCGUUGGCCGAUUUCGCCCGCCGAGAAGAUUUCCAAGGAACGCUGGAACAUUACUUGUAUCAUCGGCUGCGCAAGUAUCUCCAGGUAGCGGUGAUCUUGGACUCGGAAGAGAUCGAGUCGUCGCGGCUGUUACACUUGGAUCUCCUUCGACAUUGCGCGUUGCUCGGCUCCGGGCCUGGUCCUGGCGAGUGGUGGUCUUGGGAGAGCUCGUUGAUCAAAUUGGCGGUCCAAGAAGGAACUCUGCAGCUGGACGAGCUCGAAGAGCUGUCGGCUGGCGCGAAAGUGAUGAUCGGGUCUCAUCUGCAGGCACCUCGCCGUCAACGGGCGCCGGCGAGAUUCUUGGCUCUGGUGCACACGUGGAAACAGCUGCGCGAUACGUGGAGCAAAGAAGUCGAAGGGAAGCUGCAGACUCUCGAAGCGGGUAUCGGGAAGCUGAGAGAAGCCGGCGAACAGGUGGCUAAACUGGAAGACGAAGUGUCGAGGCAGCGUCAGGAGCUCGAGGUGGAGAAGGGACGAGCCAAUGCUGCUCUCGAGCAAAUCACUGCGACGAUGAGAGGAGCGACCACCCAGAGAGGUGAGAUGACGAACUUGAAGGCCAGCACGGAACGAGAGAGCGUCGAGCUCGCGCGACGUAAGGUGGAUAUAGAAAGCGAAUUAGGGAAAGUUAAGCCCCUGGUGGAACAAGCUGCUCAAGCAGUGGCUGGCAUAAGUGCCGACGCGCUGGCUGAGGUUCGCUCGUUGAGAGCACCUCCGGCGCCAGUGAGAGACGUGCUCGAGGGCGUUCUUCGGCUAAUGGGCAUAAAGGACACAUCUUGGAACAGCAUGAAGACUUUCCUCGCGAAACGAGGCGUUAAAGACGAGAUCAGAAAUUGGGACGCGAGGCGCAGCACGCCCACCAGCUUGGAAGCGGUCGCCAAGCUGGUGAAGGAACGUCCGGAGAGUUUCGAGGAGAAAACGGCGAAGAGAGCGUCGGUAGCGGCCGCUCCUCUGGCGGAUUGGGUGCUCGCUAAUCUCCAGUACGGUCAGAUAUUGCAGCAAGUCGCCCCUCUGGAACGGGAACAACGACAAUUAGCUGAGGGAUUGGCGGCGGCCGAGGCACAAUUGGACAAGCUGGCCGCUGGAUUAAACACGGUGGAGAGCCGCGUGGCGCAGCUGCAGCAAGAACUUGCCGAGCGCACGAGGGGUGCAGCCGAGCUGCAGCUGCGAACCGAAUCCACCGAGGCCAGUCUAUCAACGGCACGAGCUCUUUUGAAGAAGCUCGAUACCGAGCAUCGCGAUUGGCAAACUCAAUUCCAGGAGCUGACAGUCAGGAAAGAAAAACUGGACGUUGAGGCGGCUAAUGCGGCGGCUCUGCUCGUGUAUCAGGAUCCCGGAAAGGACGAUAGUUGGAAGAAAUCGGCCGUGAAAUUGCUAGUUACUGAACGCGAGGGAUUACUAUGGAGGGCGCAAGGAUUACCGGCGGACACGAGCAGCUUGGUCGCGGCCUCUCGCGUCUUAAAAGGUCCCCUGGUGCCUAUUCUCCUCGAUCCUUCGGGCGUAGCUGUGUCCUGGAUUAAACGCAGUAUUGGCUCCAGACUCGAGGUCACACAACCUGAAAGCCCCAAGUUCCUCACGGCUCUGGAACUAGCGGUGCGUUUCGGGAAACCCCUCCUGGUCGAGGAACUGGUCGAUUUCCCGUCGACAUUGCUACCCCUUCUUCGCCGGAGACCGCUCAGACUCGGCGAUCGCGUUUUGCCGGCUCAGCAAGGCUUCGAGCUCUUCUUAGCCACCAGGAAGGAUAGAUUGGAAGAUAUUCCGAAGGAAGCCGACGCUGUAUUAUGCGAGAUCACGCUCGGCACUGGCACGAAGAGCUUGGCGGAGAGAUUCGUGGAAAAGCUUUUGCUGAACGAGACUCCGGAGCUCGAAGCGCAAAGGAGAGAAGCUCUGGAAAGGGAAGAGAAAUUGUCCGGAGAACGAGACGCGGCCAGGUUAGAUCUACUGAGUCAAUUAGCUACGGCCAGAGGCCAGGAUCUCUUGCAAGAGUCUCAGGGACAAAGACAAGGUGGACUCCUGUCUUCGUUGGAGGCGACGCAGUCCAAGGCGAAGGAGAUAGCCCUCGCGCUCGAGGGAAGCAGACAAAGCUUGAGCGAAGUUACGAAACGAGCCAAAGAUCACGAGAAGUUCGCGCAGUUCGCAGCUAACAUUUACGAGACUGUCAGCGGGCUAACUCUUCUCAGCUCCUUAUACGUCGUCUCUACAGAAGCCUACACGGACAUCUGCUUGAAAGCCGUACAGGGUGACUACACUGUGGCAGGUGAAGACAGGCGGAAGAAGGAAUCGCAGAGAGUGAUCGAAAAACGAUUGAUAACUCUGACGUUCCAUCAUUGUGCCAAGGCGAUCUACAGGAAGCACAGGCUUCCUUUGGCUCUGCACAUGGCAUUAUCCUUGAAUCCGGUUUCGGACGCCGAGAGGAAUCUCCUGUUCGACAACGGUGCGAUCAGCAACGGCGAUAACUCGGACUUCGAAUUGCCCGAUUGGGUGCCGGACGAGCGACGUGGGGCUGCGCAAGCCUUAAGUUCUUCUCUACCUGAUGUUGCCGUUAGAAUGAAAUCUUCCUGGCUGAAGGAUAUUUCCAACAUUUACGCGGACAAUGGACUCAGCGCCUUCCAGAAAGUCUUGGUCGUGCAGGCUCUGCGACCCGACUACUUGCACACCGCUCUCUCGAAACUGGCUGCGAAUCAAUUAGGUGUGAAGGAUCUGGCGCCGCCCUUGUGGACACUGGGUAGCAUAGCCCAAGAGAAAGAAGGCUCGUAUCCUGUGCUGUUGCUGUUAUCACCCGGCGCCGAUCCCGGUCCCGAAUUGAGUGCGCUCGCUGCGAAGCACGCUUCGUCGUCCUCCGGAUUCACCGAGAUCUCCCUGGGCCAAGGACACAUCAGUCAGGCCGAAUCAGCGCUGGAGGCAGCGUGCAGAAACGGCAGCUGGAUACUGUUGAGCAACCUGCAGCUCGCUCUGAAUUGGUUGCCGCGAUUGGAAAGCCUGCUUCGUUCGCCGAUGUGCACCACGAGCAAGAAUCCUUCCACGAGGAUUUGGCUGACCACCGAGGAGUGCUCGGGAUUCUAUCCGGGCUUAGCGGCGCUCUGCCUGAAACUGGCGUAUGAACCUCCCGAGGGUGUGAAGAGGAACAUGAGGAAGUCGCUCCAGCAACUUCGACAGACGCAACCCAACGACGACGGCGCGGUCGCUGUAAUAGUCCUCUCUUGGCUGCACGCGACACUGCAAGAACGACGGAAUUUCGUUCCCCAGGGCUGGAUCAGAUCGUACGAGUGGAACGAUUCGGAUCUUGAGGCAGCCUACGAGCUGGUGAUCAAGGAAAUGACGAGGGAGAAGCGAUCACAGCAAGAUCAAUCAGGUGACUGGCAAGUCGGCAGAGGUUUACUCGACGUCGCAGUUUACGGCGGUCGUCUUCAGGAUGACUACGACGUGAGAGCUUUACGCUCGAUGAUACGCGACGUAUGGUCGAAGGAUAUCUUCGAGGGUCGCCGGAAGCUGGGAGGCGUGUUGAAGAUCACCGACGUGACGCUCGUCGAUCCGAUUAAAUCGCUGGAGAACCUGGACGAUACCGACUCACCGAAGGAGUACUUCGGUCUCCCGGCUAACGCUCACAGAGCAUGGGAAAGGGCUGCCGCGGAGAAAGUCCUGACGUAUCUCAAAGGCAUCUUGAUGAAACAUCUCAGCAGCAACGAGGGGAGCAGCGACAAGAUGGAAAAAUCGAGAGCUCAGCAGGACCUGAAGGAAAUCAUCGAUCGGCAAUGUUCGUCGACGUUCACGUAUGACACGGGUACGGUGCGCGACAACAAGAGAGAUCCAUUGCAGGACUUUUUCGUCGACGAGAUUGAUCAUAUGAAAAAGUUAUUGAAUGUUAUACGAAUGGACAUGGACGCGUUAUCUUUCGAAGAUACCGAGACUCCUAAGCACUGGCUUACGGAGUGGCGGGCGGGGCCGAGGAAUGCCGUUCAAUUCGUGAAGGCACUUUUGUCGAAGUACGAGGCGCUGAAAUCCUCACCGAUGAGUAUACCACGUCGGGUCGAUCUGUCUCAAUUGUCCCGGCCGCGUGCUCUUCUAACUGCACUGAAACAAUACACCGCGCGAGAACUCGGUCAUCCGCUGGAAAUACUCCAGCUCCGCGCAAAUUGGACCGAGAAUCGCGCGAACAGGGACUGGAAGGUGUCGCUUUCGCUCGAAGGUUUACUUAUAUCAGGAGCAUCCAUCCAGGAAGGUGUGCUGAGGGACUUGGACGCAAAUUCGCCGGCAGUCGCGGUCGCUCCGACGUGUCAAGUGGCGUUUAUGCUCGACGAAUAUUCGAAAACUAAGUCCGGCGAUGAUAAUCUCAACGCUCUCGAGGACACGCAUCGGAAAGAUCAUCUGAAUAUACCCGUUUACGCAAGCGUUCAACGGGAAGCCCUAAUCUGCUCGUUACCGAUAGCGUGCCCGAGAGAAGAGCACGACGCGUGGUUACGUCGUGGCGUCAUUCUGUAUCUGAGAUCUUAGCACAAUCAUCUCCAAUCUCGGAGCCAACGAUGAAGAUACAGGAUGAAUCGCGACCGGGCACUUAUGAAACGUUAAAGUAGAUCACUUAUUAAGAUUUCGGAUGAAAAGCGUUGUAGAGGAGAACGUCGAAGUGUGAAUAGUUCUGGGAUUACAGAUGAUAAAAAUCGAUGAAAUUUUUAUCAGAUUUAUAUCAGAUUUAAUUAAUGAGAUAUAUAACGUUGAAUUUGAAAAAUAUAGCCUCUCGACGUUCGUCUGUAAGGAUUUUCUUUUAAACAUUUUUUAAAUUUAAAUAACCGUAUCGCUCGGGCAAUAAUUACGAAUCACUUCGUGUAAAGAGUGAAUAACUCGAAACGAAAUUAUUACAGCAUAUUAUUUACAUAUAUUAUGAGACAUUCUUCGUGAGAAACGUAAGUUCCUAAUCUGUAUAAAAUUUGAAAUUAUUUAUUGUAGUAAUUUAUUUAUUUAUUUAUUAUUCUUUUCUUUAUUAUUUCUCAAUAUAUCUUUUAGUUAGUUUCUUUAGUUGGACAACAGAUGAGGGAGAAAAGUACAUACCACAUGUCAAUGGAUCAAAAGCGUGAAUUGAACAAUUUUAAUACGUUCAUUAUUAUUAAAAAUACAUAGAGAGAUAUGUCGGGAAUCUGUUGAAAGAUAAUCUUAUACAAGGUAUUCCGUCGCUAUCGCGCCGAAUCUUAUUUGCGAAUUCUCUUUAGUUCCGCUUUGGUGCAUUACACGGGAUGUUACAAGAACAGUUCAAUUUGGUGGUUUUGUUUUAAUAGAUCUAAAAUUACAGAUAAUACAGCAUAGUAUCAGUUGUUUUAAUAAAAUAAAAUGGUCAUUGGUUGGUCCGCCUAAGCCUAUUCUUCGACUUAGAGAUUCUCAAUGUUUAAGCGAUGUUUUGCAUGUUGCACAAAACUCGCGGG